This is a messenger RNA of Saccostrea cuccullata (small rock oyster), 792 nucleotides long. Its product is annotated as fatty acid-binding protein, adipocyte-like. The record is from RefSeq and is a predicted model, not a curated record. Gene Ontology annotation, molecular function: fatty acid binding. The transcript is spliced from 4 exons. The coding region runs from base 119 to 541 and encodes 140 amino acids. Gene Ontology annotation, cellular component: nucleus; cytosol. NCBI's taxonomy places the organism in Eukaryota, Metazoa, Mollusca, Bivalvia, Ostreida, Ostreidae. Gene Ontology annotation, biological process: fatty acid transport.
GAACCGUCUCCUGGCUAGGAAGCCGCCAAUGAGCUUCAACUGAAUGUCUAUAAAUUGUAGACUUUUACUGUAAAAAAAUCAUCAUCUGAAAUUCAAUAGACAAUUCAUUUAAUAAAUCAUGGCUGGAUUACAGCAGUUUGUGGGUUCAUGGCAAGAAGUGACCAAGGAGGGAUUCGAGGAAAUGGCUGAUGCUUUAGGUUUACCAGCUGAUAAGAAGCAGAUGUACCAUGAUGCUAGGACCACUAUAUCGUAUGCUGUGAAUGGGGACACGGUGACCAUCAACGUGGGUCUGGUAGGGGCACCUGCUGGAAGACAAUUUACCUUUAAGUUAGGGGAACCUUACGACUCUGCAGACUUAGAUGGUUCUCCUAUGAAGAGUCUUGUCAAAUUAGAAGGCGAUAAACUAAUAGAGAAACAUACAAAUGAGAAUUUACAUGGAGCAGAAAUGAAUAUUCAGCGCUGGUUAGAAAACGACACCAUGAUGGUGCAAACCACUUGUAAUGGCUUGUCGAUGUUAUCUAAGUACAACAAAGUUGCUUGACCAUAUACCUAUAUGUUUACAUCUCUAGCGGAAAGUGAAAACUGACCAAGCACAAAUAUCACAUGUCGUGAUAGGACAAUUUUCCGAGCGAUUCUAUUCAUAAUAGAUGUUGUGUUUUGUGGUACAUUGAAUGUCCAUUGCUUUAUAUAAGAUGCCGAGGAGGCGGUCCAGUUUCAGUGUCUGCUUAAGGCACAUUGCAUUCAUUAUGUGUGUAAACAUUUUGAAAUAAAGGGUAUAAAAUACCAUUAUAA